AAGGCUACGGGACAUGUGCCUUUUCGUCUCUUAUUGAUCGGUGCGCGCACACAACGAAAAGAGUCGCACGGGAAACUCGGAGAAAGAGAACAAGAUCGAGCGAGCGGGCGAGCUAGCGAGCGAGCGACCGACCGAGAGAGAGAGAGAGAGAGAGAGAGAGAGGGUGGACAGAGAGAGAGCGAGAGCGAGAGCGAGAGCGAGAGAGAGAGAGAGAGAGAAAGAGAGAGAGAACGUGUAAUCAAUUUUGUUGAAUUUUCCAAAAAUCUCCAAAGAACAUUCUCUCAUUUCCAUUGCGAAUGGAUUCUCUUGGCAAGUUUCUCGAAACAUCAUCGAGUCGUUCACGAAGGGCGGAUACUCGCCUACGCCCGCGCGACUAUUCCUGGAGGAUCGCGAGACUCUGAUUUUCUUCUUCUUCUUCUUCUUCUUCUGCUUCCUUCUCUUUCUCUCCUCCUCCUUCUCCUCCUCCUCCUCCUUCGCCAGUUUCUUAAUGCGUUCCUUCUCUCUCUUCUCGAUGGGGCUUCGUCUUUAAAGGGACGAUCGUGGACACUCGGAGGACCAGAGGAUUCCGAGCUGUCCUGUAAAGAGUCCACAACCACUGAAGGAGUUUGUCGGCCGCUGUCAAACGAUGCCAUCGAGAGUGAAGAAGUCUUUUUGCGGUUGCCUCCAAGAUGACGAGCCACCGGAAAUCACGUACUGCGUGGUGGAACACACUGGUACGCUCACGCUUCAAGCGAUGACACCGACUUUGCCAAUGCCGGCCGAAGAAGAAUUGAACAAGAUGUUCCUCGAGUUGGUCGACGAGCUCGAUUUGACGCAGGCCAAUCGGCAGGCGGUUCUGGCACUUCCGGCUAACAAGAAAUGGCAGAUAUAUUGUUCCAGAAAGGGAAAUGGAACGCUCGAAAACGGAGGCUUGAGAACGACCGAUCUCAGCGGGGAUCCUGACGAUUACAUCGACAGGAUCAGGGCCAUUGCCAGCAGUCAGUUCCCGGAGGAAGGAGAGGAGGCAGCGAUACGAAUGCGUCAAGUGGAGGCCCUGAAGACGGCUCUGAGAACGCAACCGCACAGCUUCGUCCUAAGGUUCAUCGAACUGGACGGUUUGAACGCUUUACUGCAGGUUCUGGAAAGAAUGGACGUCGAGGCGGCCAACAGCAACCUCCACACAAGCGUGAUUGGUUGUUUGAAAGCUUUGAUGAACAAUUCGAAUGGCAGAGCACACGUACUGGCACAUCCGACAGCGAUCAAUACCAUAUCUCAAUCACUCGCGACGGAGAACAUAAAGACAAAAAUUUCGGUAUUGGAAAUACUCGGUGCCGUAUGUUUGGUACCCGGUGGCCAUCGUAAAGUUUUGGAGGCUAUGCUGCACUUUCAACAAUAUCAUUCCGAGAGAACGCGUUUCCAAAGCAUAAUAAACGAUCUCGACAAAAAUUUCGGCAUCUACAAGGACAAUCUCUCUCUCAAAACGGCCAUAAUGUCCUUCAUCAACGCCGUCCUUAAUUACGGGCCCGGUCAAGUCACCUUGGAGUUUAGGCUCCACCUCAGAUACGAAUUACUCAUGCUCGGCAUCCAGCCGAUUAUUGAAAAACUAAGGAAGUACGAGAACGAGACGCUCGACAGGCAUCUCGAUUUUUUCGAGAUGGUUAGGAACGAGGACGAGAAGGAACUGGCUAGGAAGUUCGAGAAGGAACACGUGGACACCAAGAGUGCCACGGCCAUGUUCGACUUGUUGAGGCGAAAACUCAGCCAUACGGCGGCCUAUCCUCAUCUGCUUAGCCUGUUGCAACAUUGCUUGCUGUUACCACUCGAUUACGGCUCACACCCGCAACAUUGGCUACUGUUCGAUCGGAUCGUCCAACAAAUCGUCCUGCAGACCGAGGGAAACGAAUCGGGGGCGCCGAAAAAUCCUGACGUCGCGCCGAUCGACAUCAACGUGAAGGAAAUCGUUCGUCUGUUGGCCAAGGAGGAGGAACUGGUCGCUGCCAGAAAGAAAGCCGAAGAAUUGGAACGCGAGAAUUCCGACAUGUCGACGAGAUUGGCCAAGAAGGAACAGGAGCUCGAUUUGCGAACGCAAGAGAAGGAGGACAUGGAGGCAAGCUUGGCGAGGAUCAAGGAGCGUCUAGAGAAGGAAACGUCGAUGCAUAUAGAGACCAAGCAGAGGAUAUCGGAGUUGCAGGACAACCUCGAGACCCUGUCGCGUCAAAUCAAUAACGAAAAGUCCGAGAGGAAGCGACUGGAGCAGUUGGUAGCGUCGGGAAGUUUACCGGACGAUGCCAAGGCUACUUUGAAGAUCGUAGACGACGAGGUCCUCGAAAAGGUCGAAGCCAAGCCGUCGCCGCCUCCGCCGCCUCCGCCGCCUCUGGCACCGCCUCCGCCGCCUUGUCUGAUGCCAGCCGCACCGCCUCCCAUGAAGGUCGAGAUAGUAAAGAACGUUCCCCAACCGAGCAAUCCACUGAAAUCCUUCAACUGGUCCAAGAUACCGGAACAGAAGCUCCAAGGUACGAUUUGGUCCGAGCUCGACGACACGAAAUUGUACAACGUCAUGGAUUUGGAAUCGAUCGACAAGAUCUUUUGCGCCUAUCAGAAGAACGGCGUAUCCGCGGAAGGCUCCAUCGAAGAUCUCCGUACUCUGGGAAAGAAUAAGAAGACUAUGUCGGUGAUCGACUCGAGGAGAGCACAAAACUGUACGAUAUUAUUGUCGAAGCUUAAGAUGUCUGACAACGAGAUCACCAGGACGAUACUGUCGAUGGACCAACAGAACAUAUUACACAUCGACAUGGUCGAACAAUUGUUAAAGUACAUUCCGUCGUCGGAAGAAGCCGCUCUUUUGGACAUGCACCAAAAGGAAUUACAGAACAGGGCCGAUUGUUUCCUCUAUCAAAUUUCGAAAGUUCCUCACUACGAACAGAGACUGAGAUCGUUGCACUACAAGAAGAAAUUCUCGGCCAGUAUAGCAGAAUUAACGCCGAGAAUGCGAGCGGUUCUCGAAGCUAGUCGCCAAGUUGCGAGAUCCAGAAGACUUAGGAGACUGUUAGAACUGGUUCUGGCUCUUGGGAAUUAUGUAAAUCGCGGAAACGCUCGCGGUAACGCCUGUGGAUUUCGAUUAGCUUCUUUGAAUCGUCUAGUCGAUACGAAAUCUUCUUGCUCGAAAGGCACCACUCUUCUGCACUAUCUCGUGCAAAUCCUCGAAUCAAGGUUCCGCGAGGUUUUGGACAUCGAAGAGGAUAUGCCGCACGUUAGGACAGCUGCUAGAGUCAGCAUGGCUGAUCUUCAAAAGGAGGUGGCUAACUUGAAGAACGGUUUGCAGGACGUUCAAAGGGAAAUCGAAUUCCAUCGAGGCCAAUCUCAGGUGUUGCAAGGUGACAUGUUCUUGCCAGCUAUGAGAGACUUCCAGGCGCAAGCCACGUGUAGAUUGGCCGAAGCCGAGGACCUCUUCCAAGAUAUGAAGACCAGGUUCGACCGAGCUGUCAGGCUGUUCGGCGAAGACUCGGCGGGUGUACAACCGAACGAAUUCUUCGGUAUAUUCGAAAACUUCCUUCAAGCGCUUGCCGAAGCUAGACAGGACGUCGAAAACAUGAGAAAGAAGAUCGAGGAAGAGGAGCGUCGUGCUAAGCAGGAACAAGAGUUGCGAAAGAGGACGAUGGAAAGAAAGAAUUCUCGUGAAGGGAUAUUGAACAGUAUAUCGUUGAGUAAAAAGAACGAAGCUAACGGUAAUCAAGGAGACAACAAAGGGGAAUUCGACGAUCUCAUUUCUGCCCUUCGUACCGGAGACGUCUUUGGCGAAGACAUAGCCAAAUUUAAAAGAUCCAAACGUAGGCCGGUAACGCCAUGUGGUCAGGAAUCACGUAGGCACAGCGCUCAUAGAGAAGAUUCGCGAGAACGACAUUAGACCGCGCGGAAUUCAUUUUUGCUCGAAGAUGGCAAAAAGCAUGAGACGAAAGAAAGGACGAGUUCGUCAAAUUUCGAUAUAGAGAACUUUAGUUACGUCGAAAUAGAACUCUGAAGCUCUUUCCGAAGGACGAACUCGAACGUCCAUGGGAAUCCUUACGAUUAAUAACCACCCUAACUUGUGAUUAUAAUUUUAGAAAUGACGAGUCUUCAUACAAAUCGUAUUUCGCGAGAUCGGUGGUGCUACGUUGACCGUUUCCUAACAUAAUUCACAGACUGCGUAGAUAGAUUGUAUUCGCUCCUUAAAGUCGAAGAAGGAUCUUUACGAAGAUCCAGGAUUAAAAUACGAAUCGAUUUUCUUUGUAUAUAGAUCGUAAAGUUUUCGUGUUUGUUUAGGGGAGGAAAAAAGAAACAAAAAAUGUUCGGACCAAGACUUACCAGCUAAUACGAAUCAAAAACGUUUCAUCGACGUUGAUACCAAUCAAAAAAGGGACUGAUACACUUUUCUUUUUCCUCGUAACCAACGUUAUUCGUUCAGCAGGAAAAAUAUUGGAAAAACGGAGGCCUAUAAUUCACAGCGUUCGUUGUGUCGAGUAAUCCACAAGUCUGAAUUUUCUAUUGUUCCAUUAGAAAGAAAAAAACACCGAGAAUUUGUCAUCGACAAAUUUUGACGAUAGGGUUCGAUGUCUACGGACGAGAAUAUGCGAGGAACGAAUAAAAGAGACUCGAAUGAAAAUGGAGAUUAGAAAAUCCCGCUGUAUAGAAAUCGGUGUUUUGUAAGCUUUUGUACUUUUGUAAAUAUACACUAAUAUCGAUGUCUAUUUCUCGCAAAAAGUCUUAAGAAAACUUUUUUCUCGCGAGAAUCUCGAUAUCCGAUUUAAUAUAUUAAUUAUAUAUUACGCGUCUCUCACUGAUAUCACCAUGUAUUAAUAUUUGAGAAAAUAUAUCUAAUAAAAAAUUAA
Vespula vulgaris is the source of this 4844-nucleotide messenger RNA. RefSeq names its product disheveled-associated activator of morphogenesis 1 (gene DAAM). Gene Ontology annotation, biological process: actin cytoskeleton organization; positive regulation of actin filament polymerization. Gene Ontology annotation, molecular function: small GTPase binding; actin binding. The coding region runs from base 626 to 3883 and encodes 1085 amino acids. The record is from RefSeq and is a predicted model, not a curated record. Lineage: Eukaryota; Metazoa; Arthropoda; Insecta; Hymenoptera; Vespidae. The transcript has 12 exons.